Messenger RNA from Photinus pyralis (common eastern firefly), 1188 nucleotides. RefSeq lists its product as uncharacterized. The record is from RefSeq and is a predicted model, not a curated record. The transcript is spliced from 5 exons. The coding region runs from base 16 to 1095 and encodes 359 amino acids. Lineage: Eukaryota; Metazoa; Arthropoda; Insecta; Coleoptera; Lampyridae.
AAACACAUCGGCAACAUGAACGCUUUGGUCCUUGUCUUCGCAAUCGCCGUGUCUGUAGCACACGCGUCCAUUAUCCAUGGAGGUCCCGCGGCUUUAGUUGGACCUGCAGCACUUGGUGCAACAAUUAAAGGACCGGCAUCUCAAGCUUCGGUCGUAGGACCUGAUGGAAGCGCAAUUUCCGCGGUUGCUGAUUCGGGCGCCGUCGUUGCCGCUCCCAUUCCUGGUGGAGUAGUGUCAUCCGCCGUUACCCAUGGUGCUAUUGCAGCACCUGCCGUUUUGGCAGCCCCAGCAGUUAUCGCAGCUCCCGCUUUGGCAAAAACCAUCGUUGGCGCUCCAGCUGGCGUCAUCGGUCACGUUGGUGGUUACGGAUGGCCCGCAGUCCACGGAUGGCCAGCAGCUCACGGAUGGCCAGCAGCCCACGGAUGGCCCGCAGCCCACGGACUUUGGACGCAUGACGCGUCCUCAUUAAGUGUAAUUAACACAAAGCGCUAUAAUUAUGUUAAAGUAAAUGGUGUGAAAAUGUCAAAACCUGACGCUGGACCAGAUAAUCCCGAAGAGGACUCCCCGAAGAAGAAAGUGAGGUUUUGGCACCGAACAAUUGUAGUUAAAGGACUUGAGCGAGCAACAACCUUCAUCAUGAUUAUGUCCGCAAUGUUUAUAACGACCUUUGUCGCUUUUGCAGUUUUAUGCGUCGCAGUGGCAAAUGCCGGAGUUAUCCCCGGUGCCAUAGUAGAGACCAUCGAUGGAGGUGCUAUCGUCCAAGGACCUAGCUCAAGCACCGCUGUACAUGGACCAGACGGUAGUGUUAUCGCCGCCGAUGCUCCAGGUGGUACCGUUAUUGCCGCUCCCAAAUCAGCCGGUGUUGUAGCUGUCGCUCCUGCCGCCGCAGUUGUUGCCCACGCAGCUCCUUUGAUUGCCGCCCCCGCCCACAUUAUCGGUGCUCCCUUGAUUGCGCAUUCGAGCCCACUUAUCGCCCGUGCCCAUCUCGGGUAUCCCCUUCUCGCACCAGGAUCGGGCCUUGAAGGACAAUACGUGCACGACUACACCGAAACCUUAUACGAUAACGGGCAGUACCAUGGAGAAAUCUACCACUAAAGCAUAAUUUUAUUGUUAUUUAGGAGUGCGUUUUUUCUGUUGUACACGUUAGUCAAACAAUUUAAAAAAUAAAGAAAUAAAUUCAAAUGUGAA